AUGUCCAGUGGUGUUAUCAACGGAGUCUCCCAACCCGCCUUGACGGUGGCAAACCCGCAGACGUCGGAAAAGGCCGUCAAUCCUUUGAACCCAAAAGGCAUCAAACCCUGUUGUGCAUGUCCGGACACGAAAGCGGCGAGGGAUGACUGCUUCUUGAGGUACGGUCAUUCGGUAGAGGAGCACGGAGAACAGGCUCGAAAGUGCGAGGAUCUCGUCUCCCAGCACAGGGCUUGCAUGGCACAACUCGGCUUCAAGAUCUGA
This is a messenger RNA of Ceraceosorus guamensis, 261 nucleotides long. Its product is annotated as cytochrome C oxidase copper chaperone. NCBI's taxonomy places the organism in Eukaryota, Fungi, Basidiomycota, Exobasidiomycetes, Ceraceosorales, Ceraceosoraceae. The transcript is spliced from 2 exons. Gene Ontology annotation, cellular component: mitochondrial intermembrane space. Gene Ontology annotation, biological process: mitochondrial respiratory chain complex IV assembly. The record is from RefSeq and is a predicted model, not a curated record. The coding region runs from base 1 to 261 and encodes 86 amino acids. Gene Ontology annotation, molecular function: copper ion binding; copper chaperone activity.